Messenger RNA from Elgaria multicarinata webbii, 1434 nucleotides. It is a transcript of the gene CCDC169, whose product is annotated as coiled-coil domain containing 169. The transcript has 8 exons. Bases 39 to 686 code for a protein of 215 amino acids. Lineage: Eukaryota; Metazoa; Chordata; Lepidosauria; Squamata; Anguidae. The record is from RefSeq and is a predicted model, not a curated record.
GUGCUGGCGGUGGCGGCCGCACUUGCGUGGACGAAACCAUGGGAGAAGGGGGGGACCGCAGCGAGCUGCUGGACUCUGAAGGAAUUGUGCUGGAGCUGGGGCAGGAGAAGCAGAUGAAAGAAGUGCUAGAACUCUCAGUAUUUGAAAUGAAAAAUACAGUAGCAGAACUGGAAAAAAGACUUAACAGUGUUGAAGAUGAAGACAAUGAGUGGAAAACCAGAUAUGAAACCCAAAUAGAAUUGAACAGACAGAUAGAAAGGCAAAUUGGACUUCUACAAGGAAAGAUGGAUCAUGUUCGUAGCAGCCCAACGGACAGAUUGGCUUCUGUUCGCUCCUUUGAUCAAAUGCACAUGGAUACUUUAAAUCAGUUUCUUAAAAAACUAGGAGAUGAGAAGGAAAGUCUCCAGAACCAACUGAAAGAUUAUGAGCUGAGAUUGGAACAAGAAGCAAAGGCUUACCAUAAAGCUAAUGAUGAACGUCGUGCAUACUUAGCAGUGAUUUCACAAAUAUCAGGAUCACUAAAUCCAAUAGAGAGGCAGAAAAUGGAUGCAGCGGAAAUGAAGAGAGAAAACCACCUUCUGAGAGGAAGAUGUAACAUUCCAAGAAAUCAGAGAAUAUUGGACCCAAAGAAAGGACCAAUUAAAAAGACUGCAGGAGUGAAGCAUCUUCCAAAACUGAAGCUCUGAUUUCUUAUUCUAGGGUUUUCAUUUCCCUUAUUAUUCCUUUCCCCACUAGGAGUUAUAGUAAAAUAGAAAGUAUUAUUUUAAUGCAGAAUAUAUUAAAGUAAGCCCCCCUCACCCUAACCAUACUAAGCAAGUCUGACUUACUUUUGUGUGGUUUUGCUGCAUAUAGAAGUAUGUCUGCACCAACUCUCUGAUGCAUGAACUACUCAUCAGUGUACUGAAAAUACUUGGUAAAAUCUGCAGUUCAAUGUGGGUUCACUUCCUGGUUAAUCCUUCAGUUCCAGGUGAUGCUUCCAGACAUGGGUGAAUGAGCAGCUACAAAUCAUCCCUGUUCUACCUCCUGUUGCAAGUAGAAUAGCAGCUGCUUCCAGGUCUCUGGAACAGAGAUUGCAUUCUGUACUGGGCAGGCGGUCAUCCUCUCCUUAGCCCCAAAUGUUUUGGUGCAGAUGGUUUUCUGUUGGGACCAUAGCAUGGGAGGGGAACCUCCGGCCCAUAGAGCCUCCUUGGAUUCUGUCAGGGGGCAGAGCUUGGCCUCCAAGCUCUACCUUCUGAAGAAACCCCCACUGUUAUCUCCAAUCUCAGUUCAAAGAUAACUGCAGGGAGGUGGCAGCUAUUCCUUCCUUCCUUCCUGCAGGGCCAAUGGACACACAUUUCCAAGCCCGAGAUAUACCAUGAGAGGCAAAAGUGCUUCACCACAUACGUGCAGUAAAGAACUCUAUGUCAUUCAUUUGUCACAUUUUGGAAUAUUCAA